Messenger RNA from Erythranthe guttata (spotted monkey flower), 1046 nucleotides. The record is from RefSeq and is a predicted model, not a curated record. Lineage: Eukaryota; Viridiplantae; Streptophyta; Magnoliopsida; Lamiales; Phrymaceae.
AUGAUCAAUAAGGAUUCCGAUUUUAUUACAAAAGGAGAUGCGGAGGGGCAUUCGCCCCUCCGAUCGAGCCAACGAGUACAACACACUAGUAACACAAGCCCGUCGUUGGGUAGACAAUCUUCCUCGAUAUACUCCCUCACCCUAGACGAGUUCCAGCACACGCUCUGCGACAGCGGCAAGAAUUUCGGUUCGAUGAACAUGGACGAAUUCCUCAACAGCAUUUUCACCGCCGAAGAAAAUCAAGAAAACCACACGAUGAUGACGCAGCAGCAGUUGAUUCCCCAACAAGGAGGCCACGAAAAGAAAACGCCACUGAAGGCGGGGCCCGCCUUAACAAGGCAAGGCUCCCUCGAAGUGCCGGAGCCUCUGUCUCGGAAGACCGUCGACCAAGUAUGGUCCGAAAUCCACAAAACCACUCACCCACACCGUAGCGAGAGUCACGCACGUGUAGGCAAUCACAGCUCCUCUCAGAGACGGACGACCUUCGGCGAAAUGACUCUGGAGGAUUUCUUGGUCCGGGCGGGAGUCGUCAGGGGGCAGAAUGUUUCUCCGCCCUUCGCCGCCCCUCCACCGCCGCCACCUCAGCAGCCGAUGUAUCCAGUGGGGCCCAGUUUCGGUGCUAGGCCAAUAACGGCUGUGGGGCCCGGAUGUGUGGAUGUGGCAUCUUAUCAAACACUUGCACAGGUGGAUAGUGGGAAUCAGUUUGGAUUGGAUAAUUUGAGAGGUGGAGGGAGGAAGCGGAUUAUAGAUGGUCCGUUGGAGAAGGUUGUGGAGAGCGGGCAAAGGAGGAUGAUCAAGAUUCGGGAGUCUGCUGCACGAUCUAGGGCGAGGAAGCAGGUUUAAUUAAUUAAUUAACUUUUGUUGCUAGAUUAAUUUGUAUUGCGUAUUGAUGAUGAUAAUUGGAUUGUACGUACGAAUUUCGUUUGAAUGUUUGUUGUGUGUGUGCGGAGCUUACACGGUUGAACUUGAAGCAGAGUUGAACCAAUUGAAGGAAGAGAAUGCGCAGCUUAAACAAGCUAUGGUAAUCAUGUUGAUGCUUUCUACAU